Messenger RNA from Pogonomyrmex barbatus (red harvester ant), 3802 nucleotides. RefSeq names its product solute carrier family 2, facilitated glucose transporter member 1. NCBI's taxonomy places the organism in Eukaryota, Metazoa, Arthropoda, Insecta, Hymenoptera, Formicidae. The record is from RefSeq and is a predicted model, not a curated record. Gene Ontology annotation, biological process: monosaccharide transmembrane transport. Gene Ontology annotation, molecular function: hexose transmembrane transporter activity. Gene Ontology annotation, cellular component: membrane.
GUACACAAGCUCCCGCGUUUAACGUUAACGUAACGAAGUAUCGGUCCUCCAUGGAAAUAAUAUGUAUGUAUGCAUGUUUGCAUUAUGUAAACCCAGCAAGAAAAAGAUCAUUGAGUAAUGAGUAGCGCGGCGUCGUAUUAAAUAACGCAUAACGCGAAUAUAUACGCACACACGCGACGUGUAUGAAUCUUCCGGAUGGAAACGUGUUCGUGCUACUGUGCGUGUACACGUGUAUGCGUGCGUACGCGUACGUGUGUGUCGUCUUCCAGUAUAAGAACGUUCAGCGGGGGUACCGACCCGGCAGUCUUCAGCACGUGUUCCGGGAAAACUAAAGAACGAUCCUACGUUGACGUCGCGAGACGAAACGACGCACGCAAUUCUCACGCACGUGAAUCGAAAGUCGAGUAUCGGUGAAAGUGAAGUAUCAAAGACUGUUCGAAGGUGCGCGAAAAAAGUCUUCAGGACGAUGACGAUAAAAUCAACUGACCUCGAGAUACCAUCUCUGAAAAGAGCGGGUUUCAACGGACGGUUAGCAUUCGCAAUCGCGGCAGCUGCUCUUGGCUCAUCGUUUCAACAUGGAUAUAACACCGGAGUCGUUAACGCACCUCAGCAGCUCAUUGAGGAUUGGAUUAAAGACCUGAAGACGAAUCGCACGGGCAUCCCAACGACAAAGACGGAAGUAACGUUAAUCUGGUCAUUGGCGGUAUCGAUAUUUUGCGUCGGUGGAAUGAUAGGUGGUUGUCUGGUCGGCUGGGUGGCGGACCGCUUCGGCAGAAAGGGCGGUCUACUACUGAACAACAUCCUGGUCCUGCUAACUGUGAUCUUCGAGGGUAGUGCUAAGGCGGCAAGAAGCUAUGAAAUGAUAAUCAUCGGCAGGUUCCUGAUCGGUAUAAAUUCCGGUCUGAAUGCCGGUCUAGCGCCGAUGUACCUGGCCGAAAUCUCCCCUGUGCAUCUGCGAGGUGCCGUGGGCACGGUGUAUCAAUUGGUCAUCACUAUCUCAAUCUUGGUGUCGCAAAUCCUGGGUCUGGAACAAAUCCUCGGCACUGCUGAGCAAUGGCCGUUGCUGCUGUGUCUGACGAUCGUACCUGCGCUCUUCCAGAUGUGCACGCUGCCUCUCUGUCCGGAGAGUCCAAAAUACCUGUUACUCACCCGUGGCAAAGAUAUGGAUGCGCAAAGAGCAUUGUCCUGGUUACGAGGUACGAUCGAAGUCCACGACGAGAUGGAAGAGAUGCGAGCGGAAUAUGAAUCAGUGAAAAUGGUGCCGAAGGUUACUCUCCGCGAGCUGUUUGUGAAUCCAGCUCUUCGCAUUCCGCUAUUCAUCUCGAUCAUGAUAAUGUUUGCCCAGCAACUGUCUGGCAUCAACGCCGUUAUGUUCUUCUCGACGAAGAUUUUCAGGAUGGCGCAGCUCGACAAGCACGCUGCUCAGAACGCUACGAUGGGUGUCGGCGCGAUGAACGUCUUCAUGACUAUCAUCUCUUUGGUGUUGGUAGAAAAAGCAGGCAGGAAAACGCUGCUCCUGGUCGGAUUUUCCGGCAUGUUCCUAGAUACCGUUUUACUCGCUAUUUGUCUUUUAUUCGCUGAAACAUCGCGGACAGCGGCGUACUUCUCGAUUGUGCUUGUCAUCAUGUUCGUUGUCCUGUUCGCUACCGGACCAGGAAGUAUCCCCUGGUUCUUGGUAUCCGAGUUGUUCAAUCAAUCCGCCCGACCAUCUGCCACCUCCAUCGCUAUCGCUGUGAAUUGGACUGCAAACUUUAUCGUCAGCAUUGGCUUCUUGCCGCUGCAGGAGGUGUUAGGCGCUUACGUGUUCAUCAUCUUUGCGGUACUGCAGUUGUUCUUCACGAUCUUCAUAUAUAAGAAAGUGCCAGAGACGAAGAACAAGACUAUGGAAGAGAUCAGCAGUAUGUUCAGACAAAUAUCAUACCAAUAAGAUGUCAAAAUGGGUAAAAUGGUUUUCGAAAACGUAAUCUAUAUCGGCACGAAUGAGUGCGUUCAUUCUCUCUUUUUCUUUCUCUAUUUUUGUCGAGAAACUCAGCGAUUUGGCAAAAGCGACACAUUAUUUUAUAGUCUAUCUAUCAACGCGCUUCCAACAUUCUGUCCCUGCGCAAUAUCUGACGAAUACUCAUGUGCAAUCGCGACGUAUAUUACAACGUAAUCCGCAAUAGUGCCAAUUUGGAAAUCAUAACUUUCUAUUAUUUAAUUAAUUUUUAGCCGUUUUAUUUUUAAUUUUUUAUCUCAGAAAUUCCGUUCCAACUCGUAUCGUGUACGCGUAAAUUCGCGUAAUUUCGCAAAACCAGCUAGAUUAAAGUUGUAAACUUAAUCUUAGUUCCUAUAUCGCAUUCAACGAGGGAAAAAGUCAUCGCGAAAUAUAAUUCUUUUACAAAGUCUUUCUGAUCAAUGAUUUGUUUCUUACUCUAGAAACAGUAAUGUAUGCCAUUAGUUAUACUGAUACGAAAGAUUACAGCUCUAGUCAUAAAAAGACCUAUAGACGGAGUAUAAUGUUGGAAGAAUCUUAUUUUUAUCAUCGAACCUUCUAUUAUCAAUUCGUUUUACAUCGGUAAAUCCGUAUCGCUUCGUUAAACAAAUUUUUAACGCGGUAUCGCGUAAAAUCGUAUAUCUUCAGAAACUAAUAAUGGAAAUACAAUUGGAAUAUUUUUUAUAGAAUAACGGUUUUAUAGUAGCGCAUGAAAAACUUGUAUGUUCCCACUAUCGAAAUAUAAUCAGAUCACGUUAUUGUAGGGGAAUUGAAAUUGUUAAAAAGAAAAAUAGAAUGAUUAUCUCUCAAAUGUGGGGGAGGAGGGUAUCACUUGCCUUUUUAUGAAAUAAUUUAUAACAGAAAUUUGAAGAAUAUUUUAUUAUGUGUAAACCGAAACGCAAGUUUCAUCCGAAUGAGAAUGGAAAGAAUGAUGUUGAGAUAAUUGUAAAUACAGGAAUAUGUAAAGACUAGUAUUGUGCAUAGCGUAGGAAAUAAUUAUAUUUAUGUUGUAUGUACGUAGAUUUGAUUAAUAUUUAAGGAUAUAUCAAGGUCAAUCUUUUUAAAUUAUUUUAACGGUAUACUUUUUAAAUUAAUUUUAAUGGAAUACAUAAAAAAACAUACAUAAAACAUAUUGAUAUAUUAAACGUAACUCAGGAACUUGUGCUGAUCAUUAUUUCAUAGAUGUAGCAGAUGGAUAUAAUGUUUCAUUUGUUUUUACGUGCCUGUGACCACAUUUUCAAAGAAUACUCAUUUGUAAUAACUGCUUUAUUAUUACAACAAUUUACGGAUUUAUUGUAAAAUAAAAGGCAUCUAAGUUUACCUGAUAAUACGUUAAAUAAUUCAUCGAUUUUUACCUAUUUUGUUCGAAAUGUGUCAUUUAAAAAAAAAUCUGAUGAAAAAUCCAGAUUUAUUGUAUAUGUUACCCAGCGUCUUUUAAACAUUCGUGUAUCGUACUCGUUUAUAAAUAAUUCAAUUUCUCUCGCAAAACUGUAAAUAAUGUAAAACUCUCAUAUGUCCUUUUUAAUCGAUUAUUGUCACUUAUCAUAUAAGUUCUUGUAAUGCAGUUAUUAGCAUUUAGGUUUAGACAAUUCUUUUAUAAAUAAAUCUACGAAUUCUUGCCAAUCAAAAGAAACAACGUUAGACUGGUAAUAUCUAUUAUUUGUACGCAAAAGUUAGUAUAAUUAUAACAAUUAUUCAAAAUUUGGUAUUCCUAUUGAGAUGUCUAUCUAUAAAAUAUAUUUUAAAUGUUAAAAUAUUUUUAAAAUGUGUUAGUUUUAUAAUACUUUUAAUGUCAAUAUAUCAUCCCAAUAAAAAGGAUUGGAAUAUCAG